Folsomia candida is the source of this 3854-nucleotide messenger RNA. RefSeq lists its product as uncharacterized. The coding region runs from base 600 to 2519 and encodes 639 amino acids. Gene Ontology annotation, cellular component: membrane. Gene Ontology annotation, molecular function: transmembrane transporter activity. Gene Ontology annotation, biological process: transmembrane transport. Lineage: Eukaryota; Metazoa; Arthropoda; Collembola; Entomobryomorpha; Isotomidae. The record is from RefSeq and is a predicted model, not a curated record. The transcript has 11 exons.
GUUUUUCUCAGGAUUUAGCUAUCAUAUUAAUGCACAGUACAUCGUUUCACAAUUUAAAUGAAGCCAUAUGCCAUGCUAAAUAAUAAUUAUUCACCAUUUUACAUAUGCAUACAUAAUAUGUACUUGCUGAGUAAUACAGUUUUCAUUUAGUGCGGUAUGGAAGGAAAAGAAUCGGAUUUCUUGUUUAGUGAAGCUUGCUUGCUAACUAUGCAUGGUAAUAAUGUCGCCAUUAUUCUCGUUUGUUAACUUGGCUCUGGAUACGUAAGAAGUUUUAAUGGGCUGAACAGGAAAUUGGAACGGAAUGUAUGUAUGAAAGAAAAUGAGAAUGCGUCCAUUAUAAAAUUUAAACAAUCUCGACUUAUUUAACAAUAAGGGAGACAUAAAAUUAUUAUUUUUAAUUUUUAUGACUUCAUACAGUUCUCAAAUUAAAAAAUGCAAAUAUUCGCAGCUUGAAACGAACCCGAAUUUACGAUCCGAAUUUUUAUCGUCUUUACAGUUUUCGCAGCGAAGAAACCUUCAACUUUUCAAUCACGGAGGGUGAAUUAUGCCCGACAAACGGAUUUGAUUAUAACAAAUUUUUGACUGAAUAGAUAAUAAUAAUGCCGUCAAAAAGUGUGGUAUCCAACUAUCGACGACCAUCUUCCUGGCGACGUUCAAGGGAUGAUAAUCAAGAAAUAUAUCCCGAUUAUCCUGGAGUGUGUGACGAUGACAGUCUAGGAUGUUCAGCGUCCAGAAACCUUCGCCAAAAAUUGACCACUUCGAAUAAGACAACUGCCGUAUCCUACAAGAAGAAUCGAAGAAAAUCGUCCGUGCAAAUUUUAGGCUUGCGAGAACUACAAAAGGAAGCAAUGGCCAUAAAAAGGGGAACGUACUGGUCCCUCUUCCUCAUGGGGUCCAUCUACAUGAUCGGAGAGUUAGGACAUUUUCUCUUGGGGACAGUCAGCAGAUCAAUGGCUCAAGACAUUCAUUAUGGAGACAAAGGGUGCCUUAAAGAGGCAAACAUGGACCAUGUUAAGUCUGAAGUUUGCACAGAUGUCGAGAAUGAAUCCGAAUGCUGGAAUGUGACUGCAAUAGGAUCGAAUGGGACCCUGGUCCCAGCCUGUACUUGGGACUAUACCGGUCUCGGCUUAGAAUAUCAUAUUCUUGCAGGACCAGCUUUUGUGGCUAUGUUUACGGUUGCAGGACUGGGAUGGGGCUAUUUUGCCGAUAAAUUCAACCGGGUCAAAUUUCUAACCGUAGCAGCCUUAAUUUUCAGCGCUGCCAUUUCAGGAACCUCAUUCGCCACGAAAUACUGGCAUGUACUGCUCUUCAGGAUGGCUUUAGGCGUCGGCGAAUCUGGAUGCAGUCCGUUGGCAUCAGGGAUUAUUGCAGACAUGUUCCCAAAGAGUCGACGCGGGUUGGCAAUGAGUCUCUUCAACUGGGGAAUUUAUAUAGGCUACGGACUUUCAUACACUGUUGGGAAUUACGUCACAGAUGCCAACAUUUUGGAUAAGGGAUGGAGAGCGUCUUACAUGGUGAGUGGCAUACCUGGCAUCAUAUUAGCUGUGAUCUUCCUCUUCACGGCCAUAGAACCUUCGAGGACGCUUUCAGACGCUGAAAAUGAAGCCAUCACAGUCAGUGUCACCAUCAAUAUAGGCUCGGAAACCUAUAAUGAGACAAAUGACGGGAAUGGCGUGGUGAAGUACACCAAUAAAGAACACUCUGAUCCACACGGGGUUGCUGGUUGUGUGGGUCAUGGAGACAAUUCGGGCGGCGGAGGAGAUUUGACUACUGCACGACCAAAGGUGAUGAUGGACAUGGAGGAGGACGUAACAAAUCAUGGAGAUGGGAGUAAUCUCACCAUAAUCCAAAAGGAGAAAGGUGGCAAUAAUGCUAGUGGGUCGAGGUGGGGUGAAUUACUUCACGGCCUUAGGAUAGGGUGGAAGAUAAUGAAAAAUCCGGCCAUGAUCUUCCUCCUUGUCGGAGCUUGUGUUCGCCAUUCUGCUGGUUUUUGUUGGGGAUAUAAUUCUGCCUUGUACUUCAAAACGUACUAUCCGGACUACGAUGUGUCAUUAUGGCUCACAGGAAUAUCCAUUGGAGCAGGGGCAGCGGGUACCUUAAUCGGAGGUUAUGCGUCGGAUCGACUUGUGAGCAAAUUGGGGAUCUCUGCACGAGCUUUGGUUCUAGCCAUCAGUCAAUUAAUCGCUAGCCCCUUUGCUUUUGCAUUGUUUUUCUUGGAACCCCCAUUGGCACUGUUUUCUCUCUUGGCUGCGUAUAUCGCUGCCGAAAUGUGGUUUGGCGUCAUGUUUGCAAUUCUGGUGGAACUCGUCCCUACCGACAUUCGUUCCAAGGCUGUGUCAAUUGUACUUUUUUGCAUUAAUAACGUUGGAGGAAACACACCUGUAAUUGUUGAUCCGAUUGCCAAUAUCACCAGCUACCGAACAGCAAUUAUCAUUCUCUACCCAGGAGCUCUAAUUACCAGUUCCAUCCUCUUCUUCAUCUGCUGGGCCAUUCUACGAUCUCAAAAACAAAACAAAUGAAGCACAGCCAUCCCAGAUGCUACACAUACUUUUUCUUAGCUUUUGUUCACACGACUUCCGUACGCCGACCUACCGCCAACACCGUUUAGUUGGACUAUUGGAAUUUAAAGCAGUACAAAUUAUUAUCGUCCCUCAACCUUCUGAAGGAUAAGGCGAAAUUGUUUUUUCUAAACUCUUUUGCUCAGCCUUAUGCAUGACUUGUUGAACUGUGUUAGGUAGCAAUAUGUAUGAGACACUGUUCUUAUGAGUCUAUUAAUCCUAAGCUAUUUAUAGUAUAUAAUAGGACCGAAUUGAAUCUGAGAUCGAUGAGUUGUUAAUGGCACGUUGACAAUUUUUGCAAAUUUUUUCCUUAGCUACUCCAAUAUAUCAUUCAUACAUACAUCGUACCUCAAACGACCCAUUGGAAGAGAUCAAAGAGUGGUUUGUGAGCAAUUUAUAAAUGGAUAAGUACAUUCAUUUUAUUUCAUCCCACGAUGUAUGGGAGGGUUAAGCUGGACAAUUUUUUGCCAGGCUUGUGCACAUGCCAAUAACUUUCGAGUUCCAAGGUUCUUUAUAAUCACGAAAUUAUGAGGUAAGCUCUCCCAAGUCAAUAUUCACAUUAUUUAUACGCUCCUCGAUUAGUUAAUCCAAUUAAUUUCAUUCUGCGCAUUAAAUAUGCAAAUAAUCAGAGAACUUUAAUUAUAAAAAAUCUGUCAAUUAGUUGUCAUCGGAAAGUCAUACACGUGUGGAAUCUCAUAAACUAUUUUUUUCUGAAUGUAAAUGAAUUCGUGUGGGGGUGGAAUUAUAAACGCUGCAGACAUCCAGAGUAGGCGACGCAGUAUAUACAGACAUAAGUAUGUAGAUACAUACAUAUGUACAUACAUACGUGAUUUUGGACUUGAUCGUCGUCUUUAUAGGCAUAGGAUAAUUAUGUAAUAAUUUAAUGAAGUUGGCACAAAUAUACAAUUUGUACAAGUAUUUCCUUAAACAUAACUAAUUGUACAUAAGUAGAAACCUCACUUUAAUCUGCUGUAUUAAUCGGCUACAUAGAUUUGAAGAUUUGAAGUUAUUUUGUUAUAUCCUUAUUUUACUUAUCCUUAGUUAUGUAUUGUUUGCUUGGUUUGACACCAGAGUAAAAAAUGGCUGGAAAUCUAAGAUCCGAAAUCUAAAAACAAUCAUGUUCUUCAUAAACAUGUAAUGAACUUAUAUGUAAAAACUAACUCUUAUAAAUCCGCUAAAUUAAUUUAGCAACUGGUUUUGUGUACAAUUAUUGUUUCUACGCCUUAAAACGUUUGAGACGAAGUUUCAUCCCAAAAAUAAAAGGCAAGAAUUUGCUUGCCCAGCUAAUAAAAAUCA